AUGUGGAAGCACGGUCUGUGUGGCUGCUUUGACAACUUCGGCAUCUGCAUCAUCACCUACUUCGUGCCGUGCUACACCUUCGGCAAGAACGCCGAGGCUGUGGGCGAGUCGUGUUGUCUGUGCGGCCUCCUCUACUUCGUGCCCGUCGUCAACAUCGCCGCCCUGCUGUCGGUGCGAGGCAAGGUCCGCGACAACUCCGGCAUCCCGGGCGACUGCUGCUCCGACCUCCUCACCAUCCUCUUCUGUCACUUCUGUGCCCUCGUACAGGAGGCGCAAGAAGUCGAGACACCCAGCGAGCGGAUUGUCAUCAUCAGACAGUAA
Molecule: messenger RNA, 321 nt
Organism: Pomacea canaliculata
Lineage: Eukaryota; Metazoa; Mollusca; Gastropoda; Architaenioglossa; Ampullariidae
Product: protein PLANT CADMIUM RESISTANCE 3-like
Exons: 1
Coding region: 1-321 (106 amino acids)
Source: RefSeq, a predicted model, not a curated record